Molecule: messenger RNA, 3058 nt
Organism: Sander lucioperca (pikeperch)
Lineage: Eukaryota; Metazoa; Chordata; Actinopteri; Perciformes; Percidae
Gene: anxa11b
Product: annexin A11b
Exons: 15
Coding region: 245-1804 (519 amino acids)
Biological process (GO): phagocytosis; cytokinetic process
Cellular component (GO): cytoplasm
Molecular function (GO): calcium ion binding; calcium-dependent phospholipid binding
Source: RefSeq, a predicted model, not a curated record
GCCUGCUCUGGUUGGGUUGGUACGGUUCAGGCAAAAUUAGUGGAAUUGGUUAGGGUUAGGGUAAGAAUAUGUCAGGGUAAGCCAAUCAGAGGCAGAGUAGGGCGGGACAUGACUUCGCCAUCCUGUGAAAAAACGCACAUCUCCCCUCCGGGCGGCGGGGCUACUCCUACUCCGGCUACUCGCUCUCUCUGCUGCUCUCUAGUCUCUUCCUGGAUUUGAAGUCCAUAGCUGAUACGUUCUGAAGAUGAGCUACCCAGGAUACCCUCCUCAGUCCGGUGGAUACCCACAACAGCCAGGGGGUUACCCAUCUCAACCAGGGGCAUAUCCACCCCAAGCAGGCGGCUACCCUCCUGCAGCAGGCGGCUACCCUCCAGCAGCAGGGGGCUACCCCCCACAGGCAGGCGGAUACCCCCCACAGGCAGGCGGAUACCCACCUCAGGCUGGCGGCUACCCUCCCGCAGCAGGAGGCUACCCCCCACAGGCAGGCGGAUACCCACCUCAGGCUGGCGGUUACCCUCCUGCAGCAGGCGGUUACCCUCCUGCAGCAGGUGGUUACCCUCCCCAGGCCGGUGGCUACCCUGCCCCAGCUGGAGGCUUCCCUCCCCAGGCAGGAGGAUACCCAGCACAGUCUGGAGCAGGAGGCUAUCCUUCCAUGCCCCCAGGAGGUGGAGGCUGGGGUGCAGCACCAGGCGGCCAUGGAGUGCCAGGAGGGGCUCAGCAGGGAUACCCAGGGGGCCCCGCCCCAGGCCAGCCCAUGCCAAAUUACCCAGGAGCCCCCGCAACUAACCCCUCAAUGCCUGGAUAUGGAGGUGGAGCUCCGUCCAACCCUCAGGCACCUGCCAUUUCCCAAGGAUACAGGGGUUCUAUGAAAGACUUUCCAGGAGCUGAUCCACUGAGGGAUGUUGAGGUUCUUCGAAAAGCUAUGAAGGGUUUUGGCACUGAUGAAAAAGCCAUUAUUGAACUUCUGGGAAGUCGUACCAACAAGCAGAGGGUUCCAAUGGUAGCAGCGUACAAAACAACUUAUGGGAAGGAUUUAUGCAAAGAUCUGAAGUCUGAGCUCACUGGAAACUUUGAGAAACUUGUUCUUGCUAUGAUGAAGAGCCCUGCACACUUUGAUGCAUCUGAACUCAGAGAGGCUAUAAAGGGUGCAGGAACUGAUGAAGCUUGUCUGAUUGAGAUUCUUUCAUCACGCUCCAAUGCAGAAAUUCGGGAAAUCACCAGAAUCUACAAAGCUGAGUACGGGAAGAGCCUGGAGGACGCCAUCAGCAGCGACACCUCCGGUCACUUCCGCAGACUUCUGAUCUCUCUCUCUCAGGGUAAUCGUGACGAAAGGGAGGCGGUUGAUGUUGCCAUGGCCAAACAGGAUGCUCAGAAACUGUAUGCUGCUGGGGAAAAUAAAGUAGGAACUGAUGAGUCUCAGUUUAAUGCCAUCCUGUGUGCUCGCAGCAAGCCUCACCUUCGAGCAGUCUUCCAGGAGUACCAGCAGAUGUCUGGGAGAGACAUUGAGAAGAGCAUCUGCAGGGAAAUGUCUGGCAAUGUGGAGUCUGGCAUGGUGGCUGUGGUGAAAUGCAUCAGGAACACCUCUGCCUACUUUGCCGAAAGGCUCUACAAGGCCAUGAAGGGAGCAGGGACCAUGGACACAACCCUCAUCCGCAUCAUGGUGUCCCGCUCUGAGGUAGAUAUGUUGGACAUCAGACAGGCGUAUGUGAAGGCUUACGGAAAAUCACUGUACACUGACAUCUCAAGCGAUACCUCCGGGGAUUACCAGAAGCUGCUGUUGAAGCUGUGUGGCGGUAACGACUAAAAGAAAAGGAAGAUAACCCUUCAUAAGGACAAAAUAUAUGUCCACACUAAAGUCAUUGUUUUAGGACCAUAUAUCACCUCUGAUGCAUGCAGCUGAAGUUAGUUUUCGUAUGAAAACAGCCAAUCAUUAUCAUUACUUUUGUAUUCAAAAAGUAAAUAUAUAUUAAUAAGAAGAUUUUUUUUUUUUUUUAAAGACACAGAUAGCUUUGUCAUUAUUGGGUAAAAGGUGGGGUCCUGAAGCAAAAAGUGGGUGCCUGAAAAUCUCCUAUUUGAUAAAGAAAUUAACUAUAUAACUAUACUAACUAUAUUAUAGAAUAGUAUUUAAAAUGGCCAAAAAAAUGCUAAACUGUAAUUAUCAUUAAAGAGAACCUUAUUUGGAAGAACAAUAGUUUCAGAAAAAUUGAAGUACAACAAGGCAAGUGUCUCAUUUAUCUAAUAUACAAAGUACAUAUAUAGGGAAAUAUUUAACACAUUAAUUACUUCUGUGUUACUGAGGUGAAGUGUACCUCACUGCCAAGAAUUUCAACUGUACAUGUACAUAUACUGAGACUAAGUUUCAGCAAAUUACGCAUGAGUGAAUUUCACCCAGCAUAUAUUUGACCAUUUAAUGCUUGUUAAAUGUGCCACAAUUAAAUUCCAGGUAAUUUUUUGAAUGUAAGAAGUAAUCUGCAACAAAAAGGCAUCUCCUCUAUUUUCAGUGUCCAUGUUAUCUAACCAGAAUUUUACUCCUGCUUGCAACUCUAUGCAAAUUAGCUUUUCACAUUAUAUCCUCUAUAUCAGCUUUUCAAAACUCUUGUGUUCUUGAAAUGAAAACCUUUUCCAGUCAUUGUUCAACAUGUGCAGACAAUGUUGCCUUUUUCCUGAAUGCUGAAAAGCCAAAGCCUAAAGACAGAUGAUGUUGUGCCUUGUGGUUUAGCUUGCAAACAAUGUAUAAUUAUACUUGCACGGCUGCAGAAAUGUAAUCCUUUACACUGUUUAGUUGUCAAUAUUGUGUUUACAUUUUCAUAGUCCUUUACUGGUUUGUAUGUUUUACUGCCUGUAGAGGGCACUUGAUUCUGCUGCCAGUUUGGCUUUAAGCUGAAUAUCUGUUGCACUAACUCUACUUUGCAAGCAUACUUUUAACAUAAUGAUGUUUAAAAUUCAACUGAUGCCUUUUUAAUGAUCUAACAUAUUGCCAUGUCAGAGUCCCAGUCUCCUGAGAUUUACAAACAGCCACUUUUCAUUUAAAUAAAAAAAACAAAAACAUUUUGGCAUA